GCGCGUCACGUGGACGCGCGUCUGUAGUAAGAGCGCGCAUUUGAGCGCGUGUCUGGUCUGGGGUUUAUCGCGCACCGAUAGUGAUACUGUACGGACACACAACCGGGAAUACAAGCAUUGUAAUAUGUGGAAAUCUGUGGUAGGACAUGAUGUUAAUGUGAAGGUGGAAUCGGAGGGGGAUGACUGGGAGACAGAUCCAAAUUUUGAGAAUGAUGUCUCAGAGCAGGAGCAGAGAUGGGGUGCCAAGACCAUUGAAGGAUCAGGCCGAAAAGAACAUAUCAGUAUUGCAGAACUCAGGGAGAAGGUGUCCCAAGAACAUAAGGUGGUUAAGAAGCAAGAGAUGGAGAAGGGCCCUAAAGCCUCUUACGGUUACGGAGGAAAAUUUGGAGUGGAAAAAGACAGAAUGGACAAGGGUGCUUUAGGGCACAACUAUGUGGCAGAGGUAGAGCAGCACUCAUCCCAGACAGAUGCAGCGAAGGGGUUCGGGGGAAAAUUUGGAGUACAGAAGGACCGUGUGGACAAGUCUGCCAUGAAUUAUGAGUAUAAGGGUGAAGUACAGCAGCAUGCCUCUCAGAAAGAUUAUGCCAAAGGUUUUGGUGGCAAGUAUGGUGUACAGAAAGAGAGGGUGGACAAGGCUGCGAUGGGGUACGACUACAAAGGCGAGACUGAAAAACACCAGUCACAGAAAGACUACGCAAAAGGCUUUGGGGGAAAAUAUGGAGUGGAAAAGGAUAAGGUGGACAAGGCUGCCUUGGGUUACGACUACAAAGGCGAGACUGAGAAACACCAGUCACAGAAAGACUAUGCAAAAGGGUUUGGGGGGAAAUACGGAGUGGAAAAAGAGAAGGUGGACAAGGCUGCCUUGGGUUACGACUACAAAGGCGAGACUGAGAAACACCAGUCACAGAAAGACUAUGCAAAAGGGUUUGGGGGGAAAUACGGAGUGGAAAAAGAGAAGGUGGACAAGGCUGCCUUGGGUUACGACUACAAAGGAGAAACAGAGAAACAUCAGUCACAAAAAGACUAUGCAAAGGGCUUUGGAGGACGUUAUGGAGUCGAGGCAGAUCGCAUGGAUAAGAGUGCAGCUUCAUUCAAAGACAUGGAGUCUCCAACAUCAUCAUAUGAAAAACCUCAAGCUUUUGAGGCCUCAAGCGUUGGAGCUGGAAACCUCAAGGCUCGGUUUGAGAACAUGGCAAAGGCCUCAGACGAAGAGAACAGAAAGAGAGCAGAGGAAGAGAGAGCCAGAAGGCUCGCAAGAGAGAAGAGAGAACAAGAGGAGGCUCGAUGCAGACAGGAGGAGAGCAGGCAUGAAGAAGAGGAAGAGAACCAGAAGCCUCCUCCUGUACCAACAGCCCAGAAACCCCAACAGACAUUCAGAGAACUGCCUAAAAUUCCCAGAGAUGAACCAGAGACUGAAGUACAGGUGGAGGAGCAGCCGGACUAUGAGGAGCCGCCAUCUCUGCCUCCCCGCUCUGCCGACCUCCUGGAGGAAGAGGAGCAGGAGGAACCAUAUGCUAGUUGUGUUUCUCCUCCUCCUAUACCACAGGAUGAAGAUUACGAGGAUAUUGACACAUACACUCCUGCAGUUGCUGAUAAUGACUAUGAAGAUCUAAGUGGUGGACAGUCAGCCAUGGCCAUUUAUGACUACCAAGGAGAGGCCAGUGAUGAGAUCUCCUUCAUGCCAGACGACAUCAUCACUAACAUUGAGAUGGUGGACGAGGGUUGGUGGAAAGGAACAUGUCAUGGGCGCACAGGCUUGUUUCCUGCCACCUUUGUGCAGCUCAUGUAGUUUUAAUGAUAAUUUAUGAUCAUUAGCCACUUUGCAUGACAUUUUUUUAUCCGAUUGCAUUUUCUAAAACAAUACAAGUAUGAUAUAUACAAACAUGUACUUAAUGAAAAUUCAGAGCUUUUAGAAAAUUACUUUUUCUUGGUUGUUUUAAGGGCCUAUAAACUCUGGCUAAAGAGAAUGGUCCAUUGAAGGCAUAUGGGUAAUUGCCAGACAACAUGAACACACUUUUUAUACAGUAAGAUUUUAGGCUAAAAUGUAUAUGAAUGUAUUAUGAAAUAUAUGUAUAAUGGGUCGUGGAUUAUAAGUCAUCUUCAAGUGUGACAAAUUUCUAAAAGUGCAAAUAUUUCACAAAAUCAUUAUGAAGGGAUUAGACAAAUGCUGUUUAAAAACUUUAGACGGCAUCUAGCAUGUCACACUGUAGGAUACUGCUGUACCUGCUUAACAUGUCAACUACCAAUAUAUUACAGUAUAUUCUAAAACAGUGCUGUUUUAUGCAAGGAAUUGAGAGGUUUUACAAAUGUGCAAUUGUCAAUCAACAUACGUUGAGACUGGAUAUGUAUUGAGAUUAAAACUGGAAGCAGUUUGCUGUUAAUUACAAUCUUCAUAGCAAUUAUUAAGACAUUGGAUCAUGCAUGUACUAGGUUUAAAAACUAAUCCACUAAUUUAUGUAUGGUCAUGGACCUACAAUAUUGUAGGCAAGUAUGCCUUUAUUGAUUGUUUCAAUGUGUGCAUUUGUUUUAAUCACAAAAUAAAAGACAAACUUCACCGUGA
Myxocyprinus asiaticus (Chinese sucker) is the source of this 2560-nucleotide messenger RNA. It is a transcript of the gene hcls1, whose product is annotated as hematopoietic cell-specific Lyn substrate 1. Gene Ontology annotation, biological process: regulation of actin filament polymerization. Gene Ontology annotation, molecular function: actin filament binding. Bases 125 to 1789 code for a protein of 554 amino acids. Gene Ontology annotation, cellular component: actin filament; site of polarized growth; plasma membrane. NCBI's taxonomy places the organism in Eukaryota, Metazoa, Chordata, Actinopteri, Cypriniformes, Catostomidae. The transcript has 17 exons. The record is from RefSeq and is a predicted model, not a curated record.